AUGUCGGAACAUCAUGGGAAAGGGAAAGGGUACCGUGGAGGUAAAGGAAAGGGCAGUCGAGGAGGCGAUCACCAUCGUAGUUCUAUAAGGCCUUCCGUGAUUGACCUGGAACGCUUGAUGCAUCAACGUGUCACUGUUAAGCUUACAGGAGGACGCGAAGUGAGCGGAGUUUUGAAAGGCUUCGAUCCAGUCCCGAAUCUAGUCCUCGAUGAGAGCAUUGAAUACCUUAGAGAUCCAGAAGACCCCUACAAGCUGUCAGGAAAGACUCGAAAUUUGGGUCUACUUGUUGCCCGCGGCACGUCUGUAGUGUUGGUGUGUCCAAGCACUGGUAUUACUGAGAUCGACAACCCCUUUACGGAGGCUCUGGACAAGCUCUCAAUUAAGGCCUAA
Molecule: messenger RNA, 390 nt
Organism: Perkinsus marinus ATCC 50983
Lineage: Eukaryota; Perkinsozoa; Perkinsida; Perkinsidae
Product: U6 snRNA-associated protein, putative
Exons: 5
Coding region: 1-390 (129 amino acids)
Biological process (GO): mRNA splicing, via spliceosome; nuclear-transcribed mRNA catabolic process
Cellular component (GO): U2-type prespliceosome; spliceosomal tri-snRNP complex; U12-type spliceosomal complex
Molecular function (GO): RNA binding
Source: RefSeq, a predicted model, not a curated record